Molecule: messenger RNA, 3016 nt
Organism: Xiphophorus maculatus (southern platyfish)
Lineage: Eukaryota; Metazoa; Chordata; Actinopteri; Cyprinodontiformes; Poeciliidae
Gene: cry1b
Product: cryptochrome-1-like
Exons: 11
Coding region: 544-2268 (574 amino acids)
Biological process (GO): entrainment of circadian clock by photoperiod; negative regulation of DNA-templated transcription; circadian regulation of gene expression
Cellular component (GO): cytoplasm; nucleus
Molecular function (GO): DNA binding; FAD binding
Source: RefSeq, a predicted model, not a curated record
UGUGGGUGGAGAUGUUGACACACAGAAGAGACAUCUUGUAGGCAGCUGUUAACACGCGUAGUGUACAUUUACAGCAUUUACUGUGUUCGUAUUUUAAAAUAGUUGUCAAAUUUACCUGCAUUAAUUAUAGAGCUAGCAAUAAACCGUAAACCUUCGGACGUUUUGAAGGUUUUUUUUACGUUUUAGCGACGUGGGUUUGAGCCAUCUGAAGGUGUCGUAUUUCUACACUCGCUUUUUCUUCAAUUGUCGCUACUAGCUUGAAAUAGUUUCAUUUUUAGCUUUUUUUUUCGUGGGUGUUUUCACUGUGUUCCGGGGUUUAUCUGCGUCUACACAUGCAGCCAGAGCUGCUCAGCAAACCCAACUCGGUGGAUAAAGUCAUGGAGCAAGGUUAAACUGGACAAACCUGCUAAAAACUGCGGAGCAGGUUGAAAACUCUGUCUUUCGUUUUUGUCUACUGUCAGAACAAAACGUGAACGGACACCCUCUUUGGUUUGCUUUUGUUUUGCCACUGGGAGGACCACCCUCUUUAUUUUCAACGCUGCGAUGAAGAAUUCAGACAGCAUGGGAGUCAACACCAUCCAUUGGUUUAGGAAGGGACUGCGACUGCACGACAACCCGGCUCUGAGGGACUCUAUCCGGGGUACUGACACUCUGCGAUGCAUCUACAUUCUGGACCCAUGGUUCGCUGGUUCCUCUAGUGUUGGCAUCAAUAGAUGGAGGUUUUUGCUGCAUUGUUUAGAGGAUUUGGAUGCAAGUCUGCGCAAACUUAACUCCCGCUUGUUUGUGAUCAGAGGUCAACCCACAGAUGUCUUCCCUCGUCUUUUUAGGGAAUGGAAUAUUGCGCGGUUAUCCUAUGAAUAUGACUCUGAGCCAUUUGGAAAGGAACGUGAUGCUGCCAUCCAGAAACUAGCCAAUGAGGCUGGCGUGGAGGUCACUGUCCGGAUUUCACACACGCUCUAUAACCUGGACAAGAUUAUAGAACUCAAUGGUGGUCAGCCUCCACUAACAUAUAAGCGCUUCCAGGCUAUAAUUAACCAAAUGGAUGCUGUGGAGCUGCCUGCAGAGACAAUCACAUCAAAAGUAAUAAAAAACUGCACCACUCCAAUUACUCAUGAUCAUGAUGACAAGUUUGGAGUUCCAUCCCUUGAAGAGCUUGGUUUUGAGACAGAAGGCCUCAGCACUGCAGUCUGGCCAGGCGGCGAAACAGAAGCCCUCAUGAGAUUAGAACGACAUCUGGAGAGGAAGGCGUGGGUGGCAAACUUUGAGCGUCCUCGAAUGAACUCCAACUCCCUGUUAGCCGCUCCUACAGGCCUCAGCCCGUAUCUGCGCUUUGGAUGUCUCUCCUGUCGGCUCUUCUACUUCAAACUCACAGAUCUUUACAAAAAGGUGAAGAAGAACAGCACACCGCCUCUGUCCCUUUAUGGCCAGCUCUUAUGGAGGGAAUUCUUCUACACAACGGCCACCAACAAUCCCUGCUUUGACAAGAUGGAGGGAAACCCCGUGUGUCUUCAAAUACCCUGGGACCGAAACCCGGAAGCACUGGCCAAGUGGGCAGAGGGACAAACAGGUUAUCCAUGGAUCGACGCUAUAAUGACCCAGCUGAGACAGGAGGGCUGGAUCCAUCAUUUGGCCCGGCACGCUGUGGCCUGUUUCCUCACAAGGGGAGACCUCUGGAUCAGCUGGGAAGAAGGCAUGAAAGUCUUUGAGGAGUUGUUACUCGAUGCAGACUGGAGUGUAAACGCCGGCAGCUGGAUGUGGCUUUCUUGCAGUUCAUUUUUCCAGCAGUUUUUCCACUGCUACUGUCCCGUGGGAUUUGGUCGACGCACUGACCCCAGUGGCGACUACAUACGUCGUUACUUGCCUGUGUUGAGGGGUUUUCCUGCAAAAUACAUCUAUGAUCCUUGGAAUGCCCCGGAGGAUGUGCAAAAGGCAGCGAAGUGUAUCAUAGGAACCAACUACCCCAGACCCAUGGUGAACCACGCCGAGGCCAGCCGCGUCAACAUCGAGAGGAUGAAGCAGAUUUACCAGCAGCUCUCCUGCUACAAAGGACUGGGGCUACUUGCAACUGUUCCAGCAAAUCCUAACAAUGGUGCAAAUGGUAGCAACGUUGGAGGAGCCAAUGCUUACUCUGCUGUAAGGUCCUUUGAAAGCCCCCUGUUGCAGGAGGGAACAUCUCAAACAGUUGGACGGAGACAGUCCUCGCAGAAACGCCGUCAUGAAGAGACGGAACCUGAAUGCAGCUUCAAAUCCUGGAAGCACAGCAAAUAGCUUGGGAUAUUAAUAAUGGAUAUUAAUAAUCCCUCACAUGGUUUCUGUUCCAUGUUCUCCGGUAGCAACAAUUAACUCCUGCCGAAUGACGAUGGAGAUGAGACCGUUAAUCUGCUGGUACCAUUCAGUAUUUCUUUUGUGCAGGAAGAAGUUUUAAACAUCAAGUGAAUUGUGAGUUGCUUCCAUUUUAGAUAUUGCUUGUUGACAUGUGUUAGUUACAGGAUGGGAGCUGUUUUACCUCUCAGGUACAACGUCAUAAAACUGUAAUAUAUCAGACCAAACCAUGCAAAAAUGACACAGCCUGUUGUCUUCCACUGCAGUGUGUAACUGCAAGAAUGAUGAACCUGCCAAACAAUAUUUCUUCACAUCAUUUAGCAUUUUGAUGGAAGAGUAAAGCAUCUUCUUAAACUCAUACACAUAAAUAAAACACCUGUUGUUUCAGCACAACAAUGAACAAUUUGGAGUUUUCAUUCCACAAAAGUUGAGAUUUAUUUUCUGAGCUAAGAGUCUUAUGUACAGUAGAAGCCAGUCAAUAUUAAUCAUUUUGUAAAUAUUUGGAACUGAUUUUAUGUUUUUGUAUAUUUUGCUGUGGUCUCAAAAAAGUCUGUGAACAAAGGUACUGAAAUGUAAAGAUUAUAAUUUAAAUAUAUAUUCUUUUGUCACCUCAGUGAUCGUAAAUGUGUUUUGUAUAAAUAAUGACAAUUUUCUGAAUGUUUUGACAUGACAAUAAAAGACAAAAAAUGAUAAA